UGUGUCGACACCUAAUUUCUCGCCAAACAAUUUUAACAUUUGCCACUGAAGAGUCCGGACACCGGCUCAUGACCUUGGCGAAUGCCGAGGCUGCAAACAUUCAGACUUCUUAACCCAAAACACUACUCUACGUUGUUACAGGACCAGAAGCUCAUUUCUCUUUUGAAAUCUUGUAAGCUUAUAUCAGAAACCUCGCAAAUCCAUAGCUUUAUGGUCAAGACUGGCCUUGACCGUGUCCCUUUCACCCUGAGCAAGCUUCUUGCGUGCUCCAUUCCAGAUAUGGAAUAUGCAGCCUCCAUUUUCAAUCAUAUAAAACACCCAAAUUUGUAUAUGUUCAAUACGAUGCUUCGGGGCUAUUCCACUGGUGAUGACCCAAACAAAGCUUUUGAAGUUUUUAAUCAUGUGAGGGCUCAAGGAAUUAUGCUAGACCAGUUCUCUUUUAUUACCAAACUUAAAGCCUGCGCCCGUGUAUUCGCCAUUGGUACUGGGCAAGGGAUUCAUGGGGUGGUUGUGAGAUCUGGGCAUGGGCUAUUUAUCAAUGUAAAGAAUACGCUUUUGCAUUUAUAUUGUGUUUGUGGGAGGAUUGGGGAUGCUCAUAAGUUGUUUGAUGAGUUUCCUCAAGAAAAUGACUUGGUUUCAUGGAACACUUUGAUGGGUGGCUAUCUUCAUUCGUCACAACCAACUGUGGUAUUUGGUUUGUUCUGGCAAAUGUGUAGCAGUGGUUUGAGAGCCAGCGUCACCACAGUUUUGAGUGUUUUGUCAGCUGCCGGUGAUUUUGGAAACUUGCGUGGAGGGGAAUCUCUUCAUGGGCAUUGCGUUAAAGUUGGCUUUUGUUCUGAUUUAAAUGUUGUUACUGCUUUAAUUGAUAUGUAUGCAAAAACUGGGAAUGUUGAAUUAGGGCGCAGGACUUUUGAUGAAGUUACUGAAAAGGAUGUUGUAUUAUGGAAUUGUGUGAUAGAUAAGUAUGCAAGAAGCGGCAUGGAAGAAAAAGCGGUAGCUCUACUACUCGAUAUGAAAGUUCGAAGAGUGAGGCCCAACUCAUCUACAUUGGCAGGAUUGCUUUCAGCUUGUGCUGCCUCUGGAACCAUUAAUCUAGGCCGAUGUAUCUAUGAUUAUGUGCAAGAGGAGGAAAUGGUGUUGGACGCAGUUCUAGGAACAGCUUUAGUUGAUAUGUAUGCUAAAUGUGGGUUCUUAGAAGAGGCCAUUGACAUUUUCCAAAGGAUGGAGAGCAAAGAUGUGAAAUCUUGGACAGCUAUGAUUUCGGGUUAUGGCAUUCAUGGGCAAGCGAGAAAUGCUAUCGUGCUGUUCUACAGGAUGGAGGGUGAGGGUUUUAGACCUAAUGAAGUCACUUUUUUGGCGGUUUUAAGUGCUUGUAGCCAUGGAGGGCUGGUGACAGAGGGCAUGAGAUGUUUUGAGAGGAUGGUAUGCGUGUAUGGCCUGUCACCAAAAGUUGAACACUACGGAUGUAUGAUUGAUCUUUUAGGUCGUGCCGGGUUACUGGAGGAAGCAUACAAGUUAAUCAAGAGCUUGCCCAUAAGGAGUGAUUCUACGGCAUGGCGAUCGCUACUUGCAGCUUGUAGAGUCUAUGGGGAUGUUAAAUUGGGGAAAUGUGUGAAGACGGUGUUAGUUGAUAUGUAUGAUGAACAACACCCCACUGAUUCGAUCCUUCUCUCAAACACUUAUGCCAUUGCUGGAAGGUUGCCGGAAGAAAGAAGAAUGCUGGAAAUGAAAGUGAAAUAUAAGUCACUAGGAACUGAGGAAGAAAAGAUGACGAUGAAGGAAGCUGGAUGUAGCAUAAUUGAGAUGGAUUCUCGGUGGUAGAUAGAUAGACAGUUGGGGAAACGAGACCUACUGACUACGGAUAUUCAUUUUCUCGCCAUGACAGAUGACUCAUGAGCACACAAGUAUUCCAGUUCCUUGUGAUGAGACUUUUUGACAUAUUGAGAGUGGAUAAAGUAAAAAGUUUCAAAAUCCAGCUGAUUAUCCCAAAUAGACGGAAAAAAAUCGUUUUUUUUCCCCCUUCUCUUCUCUACUUAUCAUCUCCUAUACCAUAUACCAAUACUUGGUUUGUCAUUUCUAC
This is a messenger RNA of Carya illinoinensis, 2080 nucleotides long. Its product is annotated as pentatricopeptide repeat-containing protein At1g26900, mitochondrial. NCBI's taxonomy places the organism in Eukaryota, Viridiplantae, Streptophyta, Magnoliopsida, Fagales, Juglandaceae. The coding region runs from base 82 to 1821 and encodes 579 amino acids. Gene Ontology annotation, molecular function: protein binding; RNA binding. The transcript has a single exon. Gene Ontology annotation, biological process: RNA modification. The record is from RefSeq and is a predicted model, not a curated record.